AUGUCAUACGAGUCAAAUCGACGUUUAUUUUCUUUAUUAAUUAUUUUUAUUAUUAUCAUUCGAGUAGCAAAAACGGAAAAUUUUAUAUGUGAAAAAGAUGGUUUUUUUCCAGAUAAACGUGAUUGUUGGAUUUAUCAUAUUUGCGUUGGUACAACACAUUCAGUCAAAGCUUGUAAAGACGAUCUUUUAUUUAAUCCACUUAAAAAUGAAUGUGAUUGGGCUAUGAAUGUUAAUUGUAAUCAUACAUCAUAUGAAGAUACUCUUCCAGCUACAACAGCAACACAUAUUCUUUAUUCACCAGAUUAUAAGAUUCCUUCGAAGAAUAAUUCAUCACGUGGUUCGAUCUUUGAUUAUUUAUGUCAAUCUGUUGAUAAUGACUAUAUAGCUCAUUCAACUGAUUGUAAACAAUAUGCUUAUUGUGCAAAUGGCGUACCACAAGCUAAACUUUGUAAAAAAGGUUUAUUUUGGUCACAAGCUGAAAAAAUUUUUCUUCGAAAAUUUACAGGUCCAGUGAAGAGUCUUCUUACUUCUGCACCAUCUAUUUCGUUAUCGACUGUUCGUAAUGUUCCAUGGAUACGUCGAGACACAACUUAUCCGUCAUCCUAUAUUUUAACUGAUUCACCAGUUCCUCAACCAUCAUCUGAUAUUUAUAAACCAUCAAUAAUAUGUCCUUCAAGUCAAUCAUGGCGUGUACCGGAUCCAUAUGAUUGUUCAAUUUAUCAUGAUUGUUAUCAUGGUACUGAUCUUAUAUCACAUUGUCCAGCACAACUUCAAUAUAAUCCUGAAAAACAAAGUUGUGAUUAUACACAAAAUGUUCUAUGUAAUAAUAAAUGUACAGAUAAAAAUGAAGGUGCUCGUUUUGUUGAUUUAACAAGCUGUUGUCAUUAUUAUGAAUGUAUAUCAGGUAAAUUAAUUCUUCAAUCAUGUUCACAUCCAAAUUUAUUUGACAUACAAAUUCGUAAAUGUUUACCAUAUAAAAAGGUAAAAUGUGAUGGACGACGACAAUGUUUAAGUAAAUGUCAUUAUUUAUCGAAUUAUGAUGCUGGAAAAAGUUUAUGUGGUUUUGUUCCAUCAUGUGCUGGUCAUGGUGAUGGAUUUUAUCUUGAUCGAACGAAACCAAAUUGUCAAUCAUAUAUACAAUGUUUAGAUAAUCGUGUAGUAAAUCAUAGUCGUUGUUCAAAUGGUCAACGUUUUAAUAGAAAUAUGGGUCGAUGUACAUCUGCUGAUCAAGUACCUUGUCUUGGUAGGUAUUUUUUCACUGAUGAAUGUUAUUCAGUUAUCUCAUAG
Rotaria sp. Silwood2 is the source of this 1287-nucleotide messenger RNA. Lineage: Eukaryota; Metazoa; Rotifera; Eurotatoria; Philodinida; Philodinidae. The record is from the annotation of a GenBank genome assembly.